Molecule: messenger RNA, 3110 nt
Organism: Penaeus vannamei (Pacific white shrimp)
Lineage: Eukaryota; Metazoa; Arthropoda; Malacostraca; Decapoda; Penaeidae
Source: RefSeq, a predicted model, not a curated record
AUGUAUUGGGAGUCGGUUCUUGGACUUCUGACAUUUACUCUCCUUGGAAUCACCCAGCUAAUAGUUGCUGGAAUUGAGACAAGGAAAUGUCCUGCUGGAGACGAUGACCUCCUCGUCGACCUCGAUGCCAAACUCGGGAAGAUCAGCUUUUCAGUCAAUCGCCUGCUGAUCGUAGUCAACUCGCUCACACUCAGCCCAGCGCCUGUCACGUCAACAGUCUUAUCUACUAAAAUUCCACAAAUAACAUCUACUUCUGCGCCAUCUGAAACUUCAGUCGGGUUAUCUGGUGAUUCAUCGGCUGAGUCAACUUCAUAUGUCAAGACUGAUGCGUCCACUCUCUCCUCCACUCAAUUCUCUACUGAUUUUCCUACGAAAUUAUCCACGCGUCUUACUACUUCUGAGCCUGCUGAAUCUUCCACUUUUCCUCCUGCUCAAUCAUCCACUUUUCCUCCUGCUGAAUCAUCCACUUUUCCUCCUGCUGAAUCAUCCACUUUCCCUCCUGCUGAAUCAUCCACUUUUCCUCCUGCUGGAUCAUCCACUUUUCCUCCUGCUGGAUCAUCCACUUUUCCUCCUGCUGGAUCAUCCACUUUUCCUCCAGCUGGAUCAUCCACUUUUCCUCCUGCUGGAUCAUCCACUUUUCCUACUACUGAAUCAUCCACUUUCCCUCCUGUUGAAUCAUCCACUUUUCCUCCUGCUGAAUCAUCCACUUUCCCUCCUGCUGAAUCAUCCACUUUCCCUCCUGUUGAAUCAUCCACUUUUCCUCCUGCUGGAUCAUCCACUUUUCUUUCUGCUGAAUCAUCCACUUUCCCUCCUGCUGAAUCAUCCGCUUUUCCUCCUGCUGAAUCAUCCACUUUCCCUCCUGCUGAAUCAUCCACUUUCCCUCCUGUUGAAUCAUCCACUUUUCCUCCUGCUGGAUCAUCCACUUUUCCUCCUGCUGGAUCAUCCACUUUUCCUCCUGCUGAAUCAUCCACUUUCCCUCCUGCUGGAUCAUCCACUUUUCCUCCUGCUGGAUCAUCCACUUUUCCUCCAGCUGGAUCAUCCACUUUUUCUCCUGCUCAGUCAUCCACUUUCCCUCCUGCUGAAUCAUCCACUUUUCCUCCUGCUGAAUCAUCCACUUUUUCUCCUGCUCAAUCAUCCACUUUCCCUCCUGCUGGAUCAUCCACUUUCCCUUCUGCUGAAUCAUCCACUUUUCCUCCUGCUGAAUCAUCCACUUUUCCUCCUGCUGGAUCAUCCACUUUUCCUACUGCUCAAUCAUCCACUUUUCCUCCUGCUGAAUCAUCCACUUUUCCUCCUGUUGAAUCAUCCACUUUCCCUCCUGCUGAAUCAUCCACUUUUCUUUCUGCUGAAUCAUCCACUUUCCCUACUGCUCAGUCAUCCACUUUUCCUCCUACUGGCUCAUCCACUUUCCCUACUGCUCAGUCAUCCACUUUUCCUCCUACUGGAUCAUCCACUUUCCCUCCUGCUGAAUCAUCCACUUUUCUUUCUGCUGAAUCAUCCACUUUCCCUACUGCUCAGUCAUCCACUUUUCCUCCUACUGGAUCAUCCACUUUCCCUCCUGCUCAAUCAGUUACAGAAUCGAAUCAUCUUUCUACUGAAAAACAACGAACUGAAUCAUCUACAGAAAUAUCUAUUGAUUCGACCACUUCAUUACCGGGAAUUGCAUCUCCUCAGCGCUCUAUUAAAUGGUCGAUCCCAAAGCAAAAUAAAACAUUUUGGGGGCAAUCUACUGAAUUUUCUAACGAAACUCAGGGGGUUCUACUGACUGGGCCUUUCAGUCAGCAAUCAGGCGAGUCAUCUACCCCCAUAUUUGCUAAAUCGAGUGCUGAAUUAGCGACGAAACUGCAGGUAACACAUGUCAAGUCAGCUCAAGCAAACUCAAGAUUUUGCACCGCUCGAUAUCAAGCACAGAAUACAACUUACGUCACUGACACCAAGAUUUCCGGAAGAGACUUGUGCAACCGUCUCUCCUCUACUUUAGACAACGUCUUGAAAGUUACGAGGGAAAUAAAAGUAGACAUAAUAAAAGAGGAACAGCAGAAGGAACUGCAAGAAUAUUCCGAUGAUUUAGAAGGGAGCGUGGUGGAAGUGGAACAAAACCCGUUGUUCAUUUAUGCGAUAGAUGUCAAGGUUCUCUCCGCUUACCUAAGAGACAUAGACAAGUCCGUAGCCGAAGCCAAGACAGCAGUGGAGGAGAAGCUGUCCACCUUUCCCACGCUGAUCGUCGUCAUGAGCACAAUUGGCGGCCUCUUUGCGUCUGCGCUGCUCGUGUUUGGCGGGGUUUUAAUCCACAGGAACAAGAACUACUUACUGUGUCGCAAAAAAAAAAACAAAAGCAAAAUGACUCGCAAGUGAAAUACAUGUAAGUACGAAGCUCAGUGUUAAACCGAGUGAGAAAGUGAUCUGCAGCGUUUAACUCUAAUCUUCCUGUUACGAGAAAAUCUGGGUACACAUCUGUGGAAAAAAAUCUUCUGUCUACUGCGCUGAAUAUGUGUAUAAUUUGGGUUUUAUAUUCAAAAACAUUAUUCAUAUUGCAACAAAAUGUACAUACUCAUUAAUUCUUGCUGACACAUCCAUUUACACAUACUCCACGCACAAACUCACACGCACACGAGAUGGCUUCUUUGUACACAACGCGUCCACAGAUAGCACACGUUGCCAAAAGUCGGUGUAGCGAUGAAAAACUGUUAUCAAGACCGUUGCAAGAUAACUAAUAUAAGAUGAAUGACCUCUUUUCUAAGUAAGACAUCUUCACAGAACUAUGAUAUCCUUGUUUGUGGAAAUACAUAGAGGUAGGUAGUACCAUUACGGUGAUGCUAUUUCCACUACUACUUCUGUAUCAGUAGAAGCCACACCGGUUGUUAUGGUACGAUCCUGGAGGUAUCGGAAUGAGAUAGAGUUUGUCAUUAUGAACAUUCAAUAUUGGAAGAUGAUUUCCUAGUAAUGUAAUUCUGUAGUGCAGUACAUUCUGGCCAAGGUAAUGUAUUGUUAUAGCGAGUGCAAAAGAUAACUGUGUUAAUACCCUUUUUUAGUUCAGUUGUUCCCUUUUCCACUGUAUUAUGCUAAGUUAUAAAUGUAUAUUGUAUGAAUCAAUAAACUGUGUUGUUGAGAAA